AUGCUCUCCCUCACCGGCGACAGCUUCGACAUCAAGCUCGCCAACGGAACACCAAUCUUCCGCGUUACGGGAAAGGUCAUGUCCAUCUCCGGCCGCAAGUCCGUGUACGACAUGAGCGGCAACCAUCUGUUCGACAUCGUCAAGGAGCACAUGCACCUUCACACCACCUUCGCCGCCGUCGAUCCCAAAGACAGGAAGAUCAUGGAGGUGAAGAGCAGCUUUGCGCUGAUCGGCUCCAAGGCAACUGCCACAUUCACUUCGCCGAGUACGGGCAAGAGUGAAUCGCUUGAGAUGAAGGGAAACUGGUUGUCAACGUCAGCGGAAAUCGUCGACACCAGCAACGGCCAGGUUGUCGCACGAAUUGACCGUAACGCAUUGAAGGCCAGAGAUUUCUUCGGUGGCAAGCAGACUUACGCGCUCACAGUGGCGCCGGGCGUGGACAUGGCGUUGAUGGCGGCCAUGUGCAUCUGCUUGGACGAGAAGAAGAAUGACAACAACGGCUAA
Messenger RNA from Colletotrichum karsti, 504 nucleotides. RefSeq names its product duf567 domain protein. Lineage: Eukaryota; Fungi; Ascomycota; Sordariomycetes; Glomerellales; Glomerellaceae. The transcript is spliced from 2 exons. The record is from RefSeq and is a predicted model, not a curated record. Bases 1 to 504 code for a protein of 167 amino acids.